This is a messenger RNA of Rosa chinensis, 945 nucleotides long. RefSeq lists its product as uncharacterized. Lineage: Eukaryota; Viridiplantae; Streptophyta; Magnoliopsida; Rosales; Rosaceae. Bases 1 to 945 code for a protein of 314 amino acids. Gene Ontology annotation, molecular function: nucleic acid binding; RNA-DNA hybrid ribonuclease activity. The transcript has 3 exons. The record is from RefSeq and is a predicted model, not a curated record.
AUGAGGAUCUGCGUAGAUUACAGAGACCUUAAUUUGGCUACACCUAAAGAUGUCUACCCCAUGCCUGUUGCGGACAUGUUGGUAGACGCAGUUGCAGGGCACAAACGGUUGUCUUUCAUGGAUGGCAAAAUCCAUCCGUUUUCCCCACUGUUGAAGUUGCAAGGACAGAAUGAGUUUGUUUGCAAACCUAAACAUCAAGAGGCUUUCGACAAAAUCAAGGCCUAUCUGGCGAGCCCGCCAGUGCUUGUUCCUCCUAAAUCGGGAUUUCCAUUAAAGUUGUAUGUUUCAGUAGCUGAGGCUUCCAUUGGCAGCCUCCUCGCUCAGGAUGAUGCAAAUGGUGUUGAACAUGCCAUUUUUUACCUCAUCAAAUAUAUGCUGUCGCGACCUAUCUUGAAAGGCCGUAUUGGCAAAUGGGUGCUCGCAUUAUCAGAAUUCUCGCUACAGUAUGUGCCACAGAAAGCAGUAAAGGGGCAAGCCAUAGCAGACUUUCUGGCACAUCACCCUAUGCUGGAUGUCCCCGCGGUUAGAGAUUUAGAGGUCGCUGCCACAACUUUAGAUCGCCAGGAUUUAGCGUGCUUGCCAGAGUACGCCACGCUUUAUCAAGCCACAAUCUCACUCCAGCCUUGGGUGUUAUAUUUUGACGGGUCAAGAACAGAUACGCUAGCAGUAGCAAAGAUUGUCUUGGAAAACCCGACCGGCGAUCGAUUUUCCUACUCUUUCCAGUUGGAGUUCCAGUGUACCAAUAACCAAGCAGAGUAUGAGGCCCUCAUUAUAGGCCUAGAAGUACUACUGGAAAUGGGAAUCGGAGAUGUACAAAUACUUGGCGAUUCUCUCUUGGUUAUCAAUCAGUUGUGCAACGAGUUCAGAUGCAAUAGCUUCACGUUAGUUCCUUAUUGGAACAGGGCAUUAGACCUGUUGGACCAGUUUGAUAACAUACAUCUAUAG